AUGUGUCUUGUGUGCGACUGUCCCGCAUGGGACUGGGGACCGGGACCAGCCUGGAGCCUGAGCGCGGAGAUGUGUGGCCUGCAACUGCGUCCUCCUGGGGUUGCCGUGGUGCUGUCCGGCCUGGCCCAUAGGUCCUCGUCUGCAGUUACUUCAAGUAGAAUCCACCAGGCCUCAGAAGGCAAGCACUGCCCAGGGCGUGUGGCCCAGGGCAUGCAGGGAGCUCGUGGAGGGCCCGCGGGCCAGGCCAGGCAUCCCAAGUCACCAGAGGUUUCCGGGGGCAAGGGACCCGGAGUGCCCACACCCCGCUGCAGGCCUGGCCCUCGGGCGCCUCGGUGGCGGGGCUGUGACCCCUGCUCCUUGGCGCGGCCGUGA
Messenger RNA from Rangifer tarandus platyrhynchus (Svalbard reindeer), 372 nucleotides. NCBI's taxonomy places the organism in Eukaryota, Metazoa, Chordata, Mammalia, Artiodactyla, Cervidae. The record is from the annotation of a GenBank genome assembly.